Polistes dominula (European paper wasp) is the source of this 2277-nucleotide messenger RNA. RefSeq names its product Caseinolytic protease chaperone subunit (gene ClpX). The record is from RefSeq and is a predicted model, not a curated record. Gene Ontology annotation, cellular component: mitochondrial matrix. Gene Ontology annotation, molecular function: ATP binding; ATP hydrolysis activity; protein dimerization activity. NCBI's taxonomy places the organism in Eukaryota, Metazoa, Arthropoda, Insecta, Hymenoptera, Vespidae.
AAUUUACCUUUAUUAUUGAUCGUUCAUCGAUAGAUUCGAUUAUUUGCAAUGACAUUUGUCAAAUCGUUCGAAAUAUUUUUAAAUUGUUUUUUAAUCCGAUGAAAGUUAUAUUAUCAUCUAUAAACAUAUUUAUAUACGUGCGAAGAUCUAUAAGAUUAGUAGCUGCUCUAUUAUCUGUUGACGUGUAAUUCGUGCAGUGUAUUAUUUUUGUUUCUGUCAUCUAAUGUUAUAUAUUGUCAUUUACGCAGUUCACUUUUUCAAAUAUUAAUUCUUCGCCAUUAGAUCUCUUUUUAUCUCAAUUUAUACAGCAGUUAACACUGUAUAAUACAUAUUUUAUUUUGGAGAUAUAAAAUUGUAAGUAGUGAUUGCUAUAAUGAGUUGUGUAAGAUGUUGUUUGAUCAGUGCUGGACGUCUAGCAUCUUCCAAUCAUGUCAGCAGCCACUUUCACAAAAUUGUCAGAGUCGUUGCUACUCGAUCACUUACAACAAGUACAAACUUAGCUAAGGCUCCAACUGAAUCAGUACCACCUAGUAAAAGUGGUGGUAGUACAACAUCCGGAGCAUCAGGAUCUGGUGGAGAUAAUGGUAAAAAAGAUUCUCUUAUUUGCCCAAAGUGCGGAGACCCUUGUACGCAUGUUGAAACUUUUGUAUCAUCAACGAGAUUUGUGAAGUGCGAAAAAUGUCAUCACUUUUUUGUAGUACUGUCCGAAGUAGAUUCGAAAAGAAGUUUGAAAGAUACGUUGAGACCUGACAUGGAUUCCAAACAUGGAUUUUAUAGAAAACCACCUCCACCUCCUAAAAAAAUCUUUGAAUAUCUGAAUAAGCAUGUUAUUGGUCAAGAAUUUGCUAAAAAGGUACUCAGUGUUGCUGUAUAUAAUCAUUAUAAACGGAUAUAUAACAAUUUACCAGCACAGAGUGUUCAACCUAAUACUGGUUCAGUUGGUUCGCAAGAAAUGAAUCAUCCGUUUACUCAUAGAGGUCUUAAACCACAUUUAUUGCACAUAUCUAACGUUGGAAAUUCAUUAGGAGUCGGAUAUCAAAAUAUUUCUGGUAGUAAUGAUCAACAAAAAGGAUCGAAUCAGUCUUCACCUGGAUCGGACAUUUUAGACAGUCAACAACAUCAAUUGAAGUUAGAAAAAAGUAAUAUUCUAUUGUUUGGACCAACUGGUUCGGGAAAAACUUUGUUAGCGCAAACAAUAGCUCAAUGUUUGGAUGUACCCUUUGCAAUUUGUGAUUGUACUACACUGACACAAGCAGGAUACGUCGGAGAAGAUAUAGAGAGUGUUAUAGCUAAACUUUUGCAAGAUGCCAAUUAUAUAGUGGAAAGAGCGCAAAUGGGUAUUGUAUUUUUAGAUGAAGUUGAUAAAAUAGGUGCUGUUCCUGGUAUACAUCAAUUACGAGACGUCGGAGGUGAAGGUGUACAGCAAGGAAUGUUAAAAAUGUUAGAAGGUACUAUUGUCAAUGUACCUGAAAGAAACAGUUCUAGAAAGCUUAGGGGCGAUACGUUGCAAGUGGAUACAACAAAUAUACUUUUCGUUGCAUCUGGUGCUUACAACGGUUUAGACAGACUUAUCGCCCGACGAAAGACUGAAAAAUAUUUGGGCUUUGGCGCGACGCCUCCAUCUAAAAGUCCAGGAAGAAGAGCUGCCAGUCUUGCGGAUGUAGCCAAUAUGUCAACAUCUGCGGCAACAGACAACGAAGAAAAAGAUUUGUUAUUGCAGCAAGUAGAAGCGCGAGAUUUAAUAGACUUUGGUAUGAUUCCUGAAUUUGUGGGAAGAUUUCCAGUACUUGUACCUUUCCACACUUUAAACAGAGAUAUGUUAGUUCAAAUUCUCACCGAACCGAAAAAUGCUAUGGUUCCUCAAUACCAGAUGUUAUUUUCUAUGGAUAAGGUGGAAUUAACAUUUACAACCGAUGCUUUGAGCGCCAUAGCAGCAUUAGCCAUGGAAAAGAAAACAGGUGCAAGAGGUUUACGAGCUAUAAUGGAAUCUCUACUUUUAGAACCUAUGUUUGAUGUACCAGGAAGCGAUGUAAUGUCAGUCCAUAUAACAGAAGCAUGUGUACGUGGCCAAGAAAAGGCACAAUACAUAAGAAGAGGUGAGGCAACGGAAGAGGAAUUACAACAAGCGCAACAUGUACAAAACUAGCAAAUAAUUAAAGAACAAGAGACUAGCAUAUAGCUGUUUUAAUGCUAUAUCAGUACUGUCUCUUGUAAAUAUUUAAAUGAUAUAAAUCCAAUAUACAAAUUUAAAUGAAAUUUGAUGAAUCAAAUAAUUUU